AUGAGCCAAGUCAAGCCAUUUCCAGUCGACACCCUACCGGCAAAGAGCCAUGUGACUGGACAGACGACUCAGCUGAAGCCCUACGCAGCCUCGCUCAUCUCUCUGUCAUUGGGCAGUGAUGUGCUCCUCUUUGGCUCUUUCACCCUGAAAUCUGGUAGGACAUCGCCCUACUUCUUCAACGCCGGCCUGCUCCACUCUGGCGAGAAGCUGCUCGCACUGGCGUCCGCCUUUGCUGCUGCCAUACACGAGUCUGGCGUACAAUUUGAUGUCUUGUUCGGUCCUGCUUACAAGGGCAUUCCUCUGGCCGCCAUCACCUGUGUCGAGCUGCAACGCUCCUUCGGGCGGACAGUCAAUUACGCCUUCAACCGCAAAGAAGCCAAAGAUCACGGCGAAGGCGGAAGCUUGGUCGGCGCGCCAUUGAAAGGUCAGAGAGUGCUCAUCAUUGACGAUGUCAUUACCGCUGGCACAGCCAUCAGGGAGGCGGUCGAGAUUAUCAAGCUGCAGGGAGGUCAGCUCGUCGGCAUCACAGAGUCGCUGGAUAGGCAAGAAAGGGGUAAGGAUGGCGAAGCGAGCGCAGUGCAAUCAAUAGAAAAGGAGACUGGCGUACCUGUCAUCGCCGUGAUGACAAUGAAGGACAUCAUCGCCUAUCUCGGCGUCAAGGGCGGCAUGGACGAGCAGCUCAGGGCAAUGGAAGCUUACAGGCAGCAGUACGGUGUUGUAUGA
Mixia osmundae IAM 14324 is the source of this 723-nucleotide messenger RNA. RefSeq lists its product as uncharacterized. The record is from RefSeq and is a predicted model, not a curated record. The transcript has a single exon. The coding region runs from base 1 to 723 and encodes 240 amino acids. Gene Ontology annotation, molecular function: orotate phosphoribosyltransferase activity. NCBI's taxonomy places the organism in Eukaryota, Fungi, Basidiomycota, Mixiomycetes, Mixiales, Mixiaceae. Gene Ontology annotation, cellular component: cytoplasm. Gene Ontology annotation, biological process: 'de novo' pyrimidine nucleobase biosynthetic process; pyrimidine ribonucleoside biosynthetic process; pyrimidine nucleotide biosynthetic process.